UCAGUUGAUUCAUUCGCGCGAGCGUUCUUCAGGAGCUCCUCCAAAGGACAACGGUGUUAGCUUUUUGGCUAACAGUUCUCCCCUCAGCAGUCUGGGAUGUCGUUUUUUACGAAAUAAACGCCUUAAAAGUGUCAUUUAAACAUCUUAAUUCCAGCAAGUAGUUUUUUUUAGUUUAGCUAGAAAUAAAAUAAUUUGUCAUAUUUAAAUAUUAACGGUGAGGUUGACAUGGCAACCGUAAUGAAAAAGCGAGGGAAAGGAAAGCAGGAGACUGUUGAGUGGGACAGCUUAUUUCAUCAAGAACUGAGAACCCAGGAGCAGUCAUUGGUGUUUGUUAAACGAAUGCUGGUUUUGGCCGUGUCCUCUGUAACGUACCUGCGUGGGAUCUUUCCAGAAGACGCGUAUAGAUCCCGCUACUUAGAAGAUUUAUGCAUCAAAGUUCUUAAAGAGGACUGCACCUCUCCAGGAGCCCGCAAAAUUGUCAAGUGGUUGAUGGGGUGUUUCGAUGCUUUGGAGAAGAGAUACCUGCAAAUUGUGCUUAUUGGGGUGCACAGAGACCCAGAUGACACAAAUCAUGUCAUAGAGUCUUACCAGUUCAAGUUCAAAUACACAGACCAUGGGCCUCAGAUGGACAUCCUCAGAAACGAGAACAUCGAGAUGAGGGUGACCAUGGAGGACACAAAGAAGGCCUCGGUCCUGCUGAUCCGGAAGCUUUUUCUCCUCAUGCAGAAUCUGGACACGCUGCCAGAUGACAUCUACUUGACCAUGAAGCUCUACUAUUAUGAUGACGUGACCCCGUCGGACUACGAGCCACCGGGCUUUAAGGAGGGGGUGUGCGACAGCCUGUGGUUUGAGGGCACGGCCGUGCACUUCAGAGUGGGAGACCUGCAAACUCCUUUCCACGUGCUGAAGGUCGGAGUGGCAGCCGAGCAGGGCCGCGUGAGUAAACUUCAGGAGGGCGACCACCUGAGAGAGAGCGUCCAGGACUCCGUGCAGGAAGUGCCUGUACAAUACAAAGAGGAGGAUCUGCCAUCUGAGGACGAAUCAGCCGCGCAGUUCAAGCAACCCACAAAAGCCCCAGUGAAGAGAGGAGGCAACAGACUGUCUAAGAGAAAGAAGAAAGAAAUUUAAACGCACUGUAUAUAGCGGUUUGUUUGGACUGAGGUUGUAUGUUCGCACUGUGUGUAUAUCCAUGUAUUUAUUAUUAUUUAGCUGUUGUUGUUUAGUUUUGUUGUUUGUUCAAAUGUUAUUAAUCUACCUGGUGACACCCCUUUCAGAGACUGUAAUUCAGUAAAAGUGUAGAUAAAAAAUUAUAAAAUAAAAAUAAAAAACACAGUGCACGACUGUAGAACAGAAAUACUUUUAUUAUAUUCUGCUUCCCUGUACAUGAAAUUCUCAACUUAAAUACAAAUCUUAUGAUGUAAUUAUUAUAAAACUUUUUUUUUUUUUUUUUUACAAAAUACAUAGAUUAGUGUUGUAAUAAAACUUCAAUGUCCAUCUUAUACACUGUAUAAGAUGGUUUUAAGGAAGUCCCACUGCCUCUAUACAAGCAGCUUGCAUUAUUUUCCAUUUGUUUUGUCAUAAUGUAGCUUAUUUGAAUGUAUUAUUAUUAUUUUUAUUAUUAUUAUCAUCAUUAUUAUUAGAACGGCUGGACCUGCUGAGUAGAAGGAAAAGGUAACAUCUGUAUGUUUGGUAUAACGACGUCAUACGUGAGGAAAAUGCUGUAUGUAUGACGAUACACUGGUAUAACAGUAUGAAAAUGGUAAUCUUUAAAAAGAAAUUCUGUAUCAUUAAAUUUAAAGGAGUAAUAACAGAAAAUUGUAUUUCUACAAAUGGGUCUUAUAAAUAGUUUAUAGUAGUAAUAAGCAGAUAUCGGCGCAAAACCAGUAAAUGUUCGACUUUUUUCUCCCUGUAUCAUUCCAUCCCUCCUCAUAAUAAGGCACUUUGUAGAAUCGACAGCAGUACAUAUCAAGAACAAAUAAUCUGAUUAAUUGUUAAUCUCCAUUUAAAGAUAUCUGAACAGCGAACAUCUUUGAACCGGAUGAUCGUGUGAGUAGAUCUACAAUACUGAUACCACUCAUGGUUCUGUUCCAAACACGAUCAUAAAUCAUCUUUUUAGCGCCAGAACAUAAUGUUGCGUGUCCAGCGAAUGAAACAGCCUACAGGUCAUACAGUAUAAUUAGCUAUUACCUGAUUAUAUGACCGUUCCUUAUACAAGGUAGUGAAUUACCAAGCAGCAAUAAUGCAAAGCUAUGACGUUUCCAUGUUCGCUGUCGCGAACCGUGG
Molecule: messenger RNA, 2283 nt
Organism: Ictalurus punctatus (channel catfish)
Lineage: Eukaryota; Metazoa; Chordata; Actinopteri; Siluriformes; Ictaluridae
Gene: zte38
Product: zebrafish testis-expressed 38
Exons: 12
Coding region: 226-1128 (300 amino acids)
Source: RefSeq, a predicted model, not a curated record